AUGGCUAAAUUUACCGUUUCUCAAAUUAAAGAUCUAUUAGAUAUUCAUGAGAAUACUUUAUUGAAAAUAUUUAACGAGAAGAAAUCGGCAGAGUUUCUUAGCGAGAAAUAUGAAGCAAUUGUUCAAGAACUUUCUGAAAUAAAAAAAAAGCCUAACUCAACAUCAAGCCAGAAUGAUAUAACAAAUGUUGUUGUCAAAGACAAACUUGCUGAGUUGGAAGACAGAAGCAGAAGAAAUAAUCUAAGGUUUACAGGAAUUGAGGAAGACGAAAAUGAAACGUGGGAAUUAAGCGAUGAAAAGAUUCAAAAUGUUUUAAAGUCAAAACUUGGUUUUAAAGGUAAUGUUGAAAUUGAACGUGCGCACAGGACGGGGAAAAAAAAUAGCGAUGGAACAAAGUAUAACAGAACCUUAAUAGUAAAAUUUUUAAAUUACAAAGACAAAAAAACUGCGUUGGAUAACUAUGUUCAGUUAAAAUUGUGGAACGAUUGGCUUUACGUAAACGAAGACUACAGCGAAAGAACUUUGGAAUUGUGA
Messenger RNA from Hydra vulgaris (swiftwater hydra), 534 nucleotides. RefSeq lists its product as uncharacterized. Lineage: Eukaryota; Metazoa; Cnidaria; Hydrozoa; Anthoathecata; Hydridae. Gene Ontology annotation, cellular component: ribonucleoprotein complex. The record is from RefSeq and is a predicted model, not a curated record. Gene Ontology annotation, biological process: retrotransposition. Gene Ontology annotation, molecular function: single-stranded RNA binding.